UAAACUGAAGCGCUACGUUAUAAUUGGUGUGACAGAAAAGGAAUAUAUUCUCGUUAAUUUCUCAUCUCACGGCAGUAAAUGAGUGCGCCUGUCUGAGGAGGCGGGACUGUGACCUGCUUAUUGACGUAAAACAUCAGAACUCUCCUCGUCGAUGCAGACCGUAUAAGCCACCAUCAUGUCUGACUGCAGGAGGCAGUGGAACCGGGAGGAUGAACUGCCGGUUUACCUCGCGGGUCCGAUCAGCACUGGGCCGAACCAGCGGAAAUCCUACGGGAUGUUCAGCUCCGUGGAGGGGGCGUUCGACAGCAAGACUAUUGACUUCGACAACUACGCAGUGGGCCGAAAGGGGAGCCGCACCCCGAGAAGCGGGAGCCGGGAGAGGGUCUUGGACACCAGUGACCCUGUGGGGAAGACGCCUGGGGAGGCUAGAGAGGGUUCAGGGAACAGCCCAAGUGGGGAUGCAGAGGAUGCUCGGAGCGGUGUGGGAGUGAGAUUCUCAUCAGAGAAGGAGAGCUCCAACGGAGAGGGUGAAAAUUUGCUGAUCAAAGGGGGUAGAGUUGUAAAUGAUGAUCAGUCUUUCUACGCAGACGUCUACAUUGAGGACGGGCUCAUUAAGCAGGUGGGGGAGAACCUGGCCGUUCCAGGGGGCGUCAGAGUCAUCGAGGCUAAAGGCCGCAUGAUAAUACCAGGGGGUAUAGACGUCAACACGUGUCUGAUGAAGCCUUACCUCAGCACACAGCCUGUUGAUGAUUUCUUCCAGGGCACUAAGGCUGCACUUGCUGGCGGCACCACCAUGAUCAUUGAUCAUGUGACCCCUCAGCCUGGUGAAAGUUUGCUGGAGGCUUUUGAGCGCUGGCAGGAGGUUGCAGAUAAAAAGGCAUGCUGUGACUACUCUCUGCAUGUUGACAUCCCACAGUGGAACGAGAAUGUAAAGGAUGAGCUGGAACUGCUGGUGCAGGACAAAGGCAUCAAUUCCUUUCAGCUGUACAUGGCUUACAAAGAUGUGUACCAGAUGACAGACACUCAGUUGUAUGAGGCUUUCUCCUUCCUGAAGCAGUUGGGUGCGGUGGUGAUGGUUCAUGCUGAGAAUGGAGACCUGAUUGUGCAGGAACAAAGAAAAAUCCUUGGAAUGGGAAUUACUGGCCCUGAAGGCCAUCCUCUGAGUCGACCCGAAGAGCUAGAAGCUGAAGCAGUUUUCCGUGCCAUCACUCUUGGAAACCGUAUCAACUGUCCUGUCUACAUCACCAAAGUGAUGAGCAAGAGUGCAGCUGACACCAUCACUCAGGCCCGGAGGAAAGGCUCUGUGGUUUUUGGGGAGCCGAUUACAGCGAGCCUGGCAACCGAUGGUUCUCAUUAUUGGAGUAAGAACUGGGCCAAGGCAGCUGCUUAUGUGACCUCUCCUCCACUGAGUCCUGACCCCACCACUCCAGAUCAUCUGCACACACUUCUGGCCUGCGGGGACCUCCAGGUGGUGGGCAGCGCUCACUGUGCAUACAGCACUUCACAAAAAGCUAUCGGCAAAGACGACUUCACCCUGAUCCCAGAGGGAACCAAUGGAGUCGAGGAAAGAAUGGGUUUUGUCUGGGACAAGGCUGUGGCCAUGGGAAAGAUGGACGAAAACCAGUUUGUUGCAGUCACUUCAACCAACGCUGCAAAAAUCUUUAAUCUGUACCCACGUAAGGGACGCAUAGCCGCUGGUUCUGAUGCUGAUAUUGUUAUCUGGGACCCUGACAGUGUGAAAACAAUCACUGCCAAACUGCAGCAGUCGGCUGCAGAAUACAACAUCUUUGAGGGUCUGGAGUGCCGUGGUGGGCCGGCGCUGGUUUUGAGCCAUGGCCGGAUUGUUUACGAAGGCAGCAAACUGCAGGUUCAACCGGGCACUGGUCGGUUUUUACCACGCAAGCCAUUCCCUGACCUUGCCUACCAGAGGGUCAAUUGCAGAAAUCAGGUUAAGAGCAAGCAGGGUGUCACUCGAGGGAUAUAUGACGGCCCUGUGUACGAUGUUGCUCCUACACCUAAAUAUAUUACUCCUUCUCCGUCAGCCAAGACUUCCCCCACUUCUCACCAACCACCGCCGAUACGCAACCUUCAUCAGUCCAACUUCAGCCUUUCAGGUGCUCAGAUUGAUGACAACAUCCCUCGUAGGUCUGGCCACCGCAUCGUAGCACCCCCAGGUGGCCGCUCAAACAUCACCAGCCUUGGCUAAAGGCUUGGCUCUGCAUUUG
Molecule: messenger RNA, 2225 nt
Organism: Cyprinodon tularosa
Lineage: Eukaryota; Metazoa; Chordata; Actinopteri; Cyprinodontiformes; Cyprinodontidae
Gene: crmp1
Product: collapsin response mediator protein 1
Exons: 14
Coding region: 176-2206 (676 amino acids)
Cellular component (GO): cytosol; cytoplasm
Molecular function (GO): hydrolase activity, acting on carbon-nitrogen (but not peptide) bonds, in cyclic amides
Source: RefSeq, a predicted model, not a curated record